UGCGGAACAACCAAUUUAUUUCCUGUUUUUAUUGAAUUACUAUUUUAUUUCCAUUCAUUAGUUGCGGAUUUGGAAGCCGUGGAAAUGUUUAACAGGGCUUUUAGAGACAUUGACGACGACGCGUUUUUCUCGUUAUUGCUGAAACGAAAAUCACUUAUAGAGGGAGCCAGUCCGAGCUCACAGGGAACAUGUGCGGCAGAUGAUGCGCAGUUUCUCCGACCCGUUUGGCGGACACUUGAUGCCCAGUACAAUGGAUGGGAGAAGCCGUGGUCACAACUUGGCAGAGGGUCCCAGCUCGUCCCUGGCUCUGAGAGAUGAACACUGGGGCAUGAUGAGGAAUCCUUUCGGCAUGUUUGACAACAUGAUGGCCAACAUGAGGAACAGGGUGGAGGACAUGCACCAGAACUUUGGGAACCUGUCCUCAGAUUCCAACACACACUCGUUCAGCUCCUCCUCAGUCAUGACGUAUUCAAAGGUUGGGGAUGAGCCCGCCAAGGUUUUCCAGGCGUCUUCAUCCACACGCCGCGCUCCUGGAGGUAUCAAGGAGACCAGGAAAGCGCUCAAAGACUCUGAGAGUGGUGUUGAGAAGAUGUCCAUUGGCCACCACAUCCAGGACCGAGGACACGUUGUUGAGAAGAAAUUGAAUAAGAAGACGGGAGAGAAGGAAUUCGUUCAGGACUUUCAGAACCUGGAUGAAUCUGAAGCUCAGUCUUUUGACGAUGAGUGGAAACAGGGAGUGUCCAAGUUCCAGCCUUCUGCCCCCAUGUCUCGACUGGAGAACGUCCGACCUCGCGCUGUUCAGCGGGCGGCUCUCACCUCUCCAGAGCAGAACCACAGAAACCAACCUAAAAACCAGAGUGAGGACAAAAGAAAAGUCAAGUUCUUGGCUUCAACAAAAGAGUAAAUUAUUCUGGUGAUGUGCUGAUCAAAGUCUGUUUCUGCAUUAUUACACUCUGUCUCGCGUGUACACAAACACACACACUCAUUUGUUACCUACUAUUUGAUUAAUCUCUACUGAAACCACACUACUGUGUAUGUAAACGUGCCUUACCUUUAAACUCAGACCAGUGCAGCUUUAGUGACAGGACAUUUUCAGGGAUCGCAGCUGAUUGGUCAUAUUAUAAAUUCACACUAAAUUUAGCAGCUAGGAGAGCUGUAAAAGAUAUUAAUGGAACUCCCCCUAGAGUAUUUAAUCAUAGAAGAGAGAAUAAAAUCAAAUUAAUUAUAUACAUAUAUUGAUGUAGCAACACAGACAGAUCUUACUCCAUAAGCAGUUUUAAUAGAAGUUAAUUGUCAUUAUUUUGUUUUAAUAUGUAGGUAUAUAGAUUUUAUAGAGCUCCAGAUGAAAUAUCCUGCUAAAAUCUGUUCUACACACAAACUGAUGAGUUUGGUAACUAUUGAAUACACUUAUGCACUGACCAUGUCAGUUUUGUAAUUUUGUCCAGUAGCCUCUCUUUAACCUUAAUGUAUUUUAUUUGCUGUAAUCUUUGUAAAAAAAAAAAAGUUUUAUAUUUAUAUUAUUCCUCUGUUACUUUAGUUUCUCAUAUUUUUCCAUGCAACUUAAAGCAAACUUUUUGUCAUCAUUUGGACUGUUUUCAUUCAUUCAAGCUUGUACAGUGUACCUGUUAGAGGUUAAAAAUAAAAGCAUAUAUCUGCUAAUAAACAUGUGGGCAUUUGAAUAUGAA
Cynoglossus semilaevis (tongue sole) is the source of this 1685-nucleotide messenger RNA. RefSeq names its product myeloid leukemia factor 1 (gene mlf1). The transcript is spliced from 8 exons. Bases 200 to 904 code for a protein of 234 amino acids. Lineage: Eukaryota; Metazoa; Chordata; Actinopteri; Pleuronectiformes; Cynoglossidae. The record is from RefSeq and is a predicted model, not a curated record.